This is a messenger RNA of Girardinichthys multiradiatus, 6713 nucleotides long. Its product is annotated as sine oculis-binding protein homolog. The coding region runs from base 1655 to 4147 and encodes 830 amino acids. The transcript is spliced from 7 exons. Gene Ontology annotation, biological process: animal organ development. NCBI's taxonomy places the organism in Eukaryota, Metazoa, Chordata, Actinopteri, Cyprinodontiformes, Goodeidae. Gene Ontology annotation, cellular component: nucleus. The record is from RefSeq and is a predicted model, not a curated record.
GAUUAAAUAUUUUGGUAGUUGAAGGAAACUAUUGGCUGACACUUGGGCUUCUAGACGUGGUGGGCCAGCUGUGGACGGACGCGCACGCUCUCCAAUGUCCAGAAGAGAUCCAGAUGUGCGUCACUUCUUCCCCGCUCCCUGCGAUGCAACAUAUCCCCCUCACCAUAGAGACUUAUGAGAAAGAGAGGGAAAGGGGAGGGUAUUUACAGUCCUUAAAUAGCCUUCUUCAGCCUUAUAAUGGGAAAACUCUGCAGAUAUGUCACACAACUAUAAAGAAUGCAAGCAUGCAUGGUAACAAAAAAAAAACAAAAACAAAAACUCAAAGUGUUAGGGAUCUCUCAUCAGGGUCAUUUGUUAAAUCACAGUAACAGACAGAAUUCCCUUCCUCCAUUAUAAGUCCAGUGCAUGGUAACCAAUCCCUGGAUUGUCUGUUUUGUCUGGGUUUGGUCACUGGCUAUUUGAGACUCUUGACUCUGCUGUUAAAAUGAUAUUUGAGGAUCUUUGAAGCCGGAGCAAGGAAUCUAACAAGAUGAGACGUCUUCCUGGGGAGGAUGAGGGAGAAAGGGGCUUUCUUUAGAGAGAAAUUCUGAUGUUUUCGUGUGUAUGUGGUUUGGAUUGCAGCGUUUGAUAUCCACAGGAGGUGUAUUGUUUCAUCUUAACUAAUUUUAAUCAAAACAGUUGAAACACUAUCCCUCCGGCCUGAUGUAAGCCUGCCUGGAUCUCUGGGUCGGCCCAGUUUGUUGCCUUUGGCUUGCAGCUCUCUCUCUCUCGCUCCAUGGUUUGGGAUAUGGCUUGUCACUCUCAUAAAGCAGAUGUUUGUCCAAACUGCCAAAAAGAAACAAAAACAACAUUGUGGGAUGUGGAGGGGGUGGAUGAGGAGGAGGAAAAGAAAAAUCUGUCUUUAAAAGCAGGAAUACAGAGAAAGUGACACUGUGAUAUGUGCAGAUGGAAGAAGGGCCAAACAGUGAGAGAAACUGAUUUCUAGUUCAACUGAGGUCCGUUCCAAUGUUUUCUUUGUAACGCAUCUGUUUCAGCACCACAUUCGGACCUCACUCCCUCCACGUCAGAGCCAGAUUCACAGGCCCCAGACACCGGAUCCUUGACUUUAAUCAUCGUUAGGCAUAUUUGAUACGGCUGCUUCCACUCACUCACCCACCCACACGCACUCUCUCCCAGAACAGACAGAGCAGGAAAGUGAGCAAGCAAAUAGGGAGAGAUCCAUUUCUGUCGGAGGCCCUGGGUUGCGGAGCAGAGGUCGGAGCGGGGAAAGAAUGUGCAGUCAGUACUACAAGCGCUGCAACACCACAGCAUACUGUGCUGGAAAAGAGGGUGAAACUCGAGACCAGCGCCGUGUCGAGUGUCAGGCCUGGAAGGUGCCGGGAUGUGGAGGGGAGGACAGGGCAGGGGGGGAAAAGAUGGGAGGAAGAAAAAAUGAACAGAGGCAAGACGAGAGGUAGGGGAAAGCUUCAAGAGGAGAGGAGUUGUGGACGUUAGAAAGAAAAGAGGAGUGAAGAGAGAAGCGGGGCAUUUCCGAGAACCGUGGGACCUCACCAUGGUGUUGGGUGUCCCGCCCUGAUUUCUGUCCAUUCCGGAUCAGGUUUCUCCUCCAAUCCGGUUCCUCUAAAGCCACAGAGAGACGUUUGCAGAAAGCACCAUGAAUGAGCUCCUGGGGUGGUACGGAUACGACAAGGUGGAACUCCGAGAGUCUGAGGCCAAUGAGAUCAGAAACUACAGGGAAAGGCGGCAGCAUGUGUCUGUGCUAAAAGAAAACUCAUUGCCAAAACCCAAAAGCCUGGAUGCCAAAGUCAGCCACUCAGUCCUGGCCAUAAAGAGUGGAGAGAGGGACUCCUCCAGCGUCCCUUCGUCCUCGCAAUCCUCUUCUUCAACAAGCUCGAUUCUGACCACCCCGAAGGAGCACAAGAAUGCCCCUGUCAUCGUCCCUCUCAUCAAGCCGUCAGCAGUGGAGGAUGUACAGAACGUGCAAAUAGUAUGCGUUUGGUGCCAGAAGGAGGGUGUAAAGCGCUACUCACUGUGUAUGGGCUCGGAGCUCAAGAGCUUCUGCAGUGAGAAGUGUUUUGCUGCCUGCAGACGGGCCUACUUCAAGCGCAACAAGGCCAGAGACGAAGACCUCCAUGUUGAGACAUCACCUCAGCCCCCUCAUCCAGAGGACUCACCCAGAUUAGUGUUAAAGAUAAACACUAAUGUCAGAUCUCUCUCUCCUGUACCACAGGUCUGUGACUGGUGCAAGCAUGUUCGCCAUACAAAAGAGUACCUGGACUUUGGAUCUGGUGAGGAACGCCUUCAGUUCUGCAGCAUUAAAUGUCUCAACCAGUAUAAGAUGGAUGUGUUCUACCGAGAAGCCCGUGCAGCUCUCACCAGCACCAGUUCCAGUCCAAACAGAACCAGCCAGGAUGGGAGAGUGGAUAGCAGCACACCAGGGCAAAAGCUACUUACUCCCGAGUCUUGGAACAGCAGCAUCAGCAGUACAGGGGAUGCACGCAAUCGAAACCUCUCCCCCAAAGGGUCGGCGCUAAUUCACGGACCUGUGGAAUUAAUGUCUGUGCCAUCUUCAGAAGCAUCUUCUUCUUCUUCCUCUUCAAAGGUCUCAGUUUCCGGGCUUAAGAAUCUGGAGAGAUCCAUUCAGCCAUCCUUACCUACUAUGGAUGUGCCACCUCAUUCAGCUCCCCCUCUUCCUCCACCUCCUCUUCGCCCUCCUCUGGAUCAAAAGCCGUUACCUCAAAUCCCUAUACCCUUCAUCAGGCCCCCGCUUCAUGCUCAGGGUCUAAAAAGUCCCCUUGCCAAUCCUCCCAGACACACAGGCCCCGCUUCCAGCCCUAUCCACAGACCGCCACACUCUCCUCUCCUGCAGCCUCCCACCUCUUCUUCGAUGAAUCCCCCAGGACUUAUGCAUCCUUUCCCUGGUGCCUAUUUCCCUGGCUUACAUUCACCUCCACUAAACUUAAUGCCAAGAGGACCUGUCCCAGUGCCUCCAAUAAUGAACUAUGGUAUCCCCUCUUUUAGUCCCUUUUUACCCCAACCCACUGUCCUGGUCCCCUAUCCUAUCAUUGUUCCCUUACCUGUCCCCAUACCAAUUCCAAUUCCCAUUCCAGUUCCCCCUAAAGCAGACCUUGAAAUGCCAAAUCAUGGUGGAGUAAUCCAGCCAGUCCCAGAAGGGGUAGAAAGAGGUAGAUCCAGGACUACUAGGUCAGCAUCUCCAGAUAUCUCUGAAGAAGCAAGCAGAGUGGAGGUCAACAAACAAGGGGGACACUUUUCUCAAAGCCUGAGUUUAACAAAUGAAUCAAACCCAAAGGACAUAGAUUGGGUUAAAUCAGAAAGGCAGUUUUUGUCCCCGUUAUCCACACCUCAAAGUAAAGCGCUCUCCCCCAGAGCACAAUGUAAUGAAUUGUCCUUCCCAACCAAAACAUCUGAGGUACUGACAGACUAUCAAACUAUACAUCAGCAGACAGAGCGCCAAGUCAUCCAAAGGGUUCUCCAGAGGACUCAAGUGAAGUUAGAGCCCAGUGCCAACGGAAUGGUGGAUCCAGCAGCACUGGGAGAGUCAGGACCAGGUCAAUUUAACAGAUCAGGGUUCUAUAAUAUGAUCAGACCGAACCUUACUCUGCUACAGCCACCUUCAAAUGACUUCCAGCAAUCUGAUUCCCUCACUUCAUCUUCUAACAGCCCAUCUAGCCCCACGGACAGCAGCCAUUCACAUAAUACCAAGUUAUCUACCCAGGACCAUCCUCAAAAUGGUACGUCGCCUUUAUCCGCACCGUCUAGUAUGGACUUUUCCUUACCCCAGAGAUUACAAGCACCUCCCCAGGACCCUGCACUCAGUGAACUUGAAGCUAUCAAAGAAAACAAAUGUUCUGUUGUUAGCGCGGUGCUGGUUGAAGGUCCAAUCAGUCAGUUAGAAGGGCCCUUAGCAGUCAGUGGGGGUGUAGGGGACGAUUCCCAUGUUCCAGAUGAGGACCACGCUUAUGCUCUGCCCACAGCACCUAAGACAGGGGGGACCACAUCCCCGUUACUCCUACCCAAACUCAGGGACAAGGGUAGCUUACGUAGUCCUGCCAAUAUGCCCAGCGCAGUGGAGAUGGAGCCAGCCCUGAAGAGGCGAUGCCUAAGGAUCCGAGAUCAGAAUAAAUAGACAAUGGAGACUCCCUGUGUGACGUUGUCCUUCAGUGCCAGAUUCAGCGCCACGCUGUUGUGCGGACAACACCAGAGCGAACACUUUCCUGCCUGCCUGUCUGCCUGCAUGUCGCUCAGCUCGUCAGACCAGCAGGCUGCCAGCCCAGGAAGCAGUCCAGAUGGCCGAGUCAUCACAAGUCAACAACGUGGAACAACACACAACUCAGUCACGCAUAUUUUUUUUUGGACCAAAAAGUAUCACUGGCUUGUGUGUUGCAUGAACUGACUGAGGAUUUGAAAGGGAGGUCCUCAGAUCCUCAUCCUGUCUGACAUUGGCCUCAAGCGUUUAUGUGGGCACAAGUUAGUGUGGCUGGCCAGAUGCGCUCCUCCUCCUCUCCUUACUCCACUCAGCAGACAGCGCUCUGAUCAGCCUUGUGUGGUCUUCUCAGAUGGAGCCUGAACAUGAUCUCUUUCCAGGGGAAACGGUUUGUUUUCUCUGCCUAGCUUGCACAAAGAGCCACAUUGUUUCUCUUCUCAUAUCCCACGCUGACUCCCCACUCCAGGUUUUGAGUUACCUGGCCGAUCAGGGCUCAAACUUCAGGAGCGGGCUUUUUUUUUUCCUUUCUAUUUUUUUGAGCAAAAGCUAGAAAUAUAGUAUAGCAUUUUCUAUUCCGCCUAUCCGCCCAACAUAAAUACAGGACAUGCUACACUCACUCGUUUCUGAGAUUUUAUCUCCUUACAAGUGGUUGCCUGAAAUUUGCCAGCCUGUCACUCUUUUGAGAGAGAAAUCUGCAGAGAUGAAAACUUUAUCCUCAGGCAAGUUUCUCGAAGUGUUCGGAGAUUCGGGCUGUAGAAUUACUGUGGAAAGUUAAAGUAUGAGGAUGCACUUACCAGUGCACAGUAGCUUUGAUAAUAUGAGAUUCGUGAUGAUGAUGCUGGUACUAUUUCCCUGAUCUACAAAAUCAGAACAACUUGUAGCACUGAGUGCCAUGCAUCCUUGCUAUCUCUUGACAGGGUAACUGAUUUCAGUUUUCUUGCUCUUAUCUGACAAUUCUGUAAAGAAGGAUCAGCCUUGUAAUAUUACCAGAUGAGGUAUUACACUCGAAAGCAUCAAAUGCUGCAGCAAAACAGUGAACAGUAUUACAAUUGCCACAUUGGGGACACAUUGAUUCUGACAGAUCGCUUUGGGGCUUGUCAACACUUCAUUUUGGUAAACUCUGCACAGGUACAAUUUGAUGUUAUAAUAAGUUAUUGAAGAUGCAUAAGUACAUUUUCAUUCAAUGCAUUUUUUCUGUAUUUGUAUUUUUAUUUGAAUAUAUUUAGUGAGUGCUGAAACCCUUUUGUGCCCUUUAAUGUUAUCAUGAUUAUAAAUCCCCACUAGAGGGCAGUGUUUACCAUUUUAUCUUUGCACCUGCGCACCGAUAGUUUCUCAUGCAGUCUGGAGAGUUACAAUAGUUUCCAAUAGUUACAAAAAUGCACUCAUUGCUUUACUGAUAUCCAAUGCUAAAUACGUACAGUUUGCCAUUAUUUUCUCUUUGAUACCAAAUACUGCCAUCAGCAUCCUUUCUAUUCUUUCUCAUAAGGAACAUCGGACAAGUCACCCCCUUUGAACUUCUCCACAUUUUGUUAUGGUACAAACACGAACCAUAGUAUAGUUAGUUAGACUUGUAUGUGAUUGGAAGAAAAAUAACCACCUUUUGCUGUAAUGGCUGCUGUACGUCUUUUGGAGUAUGUUGCUGUCAGCUUUGUAUACGUAGACAUUGACAUUUUUACCAAUUCUUCUUUGCAAAAAGUGGAAGGAAAAUAUUACAUGGUUUUUAAAAUCUUUUACAAGUACAAAUGUGGUAGAAAAUGUGCACUACUCAUCACCUCAAACUCACCAUUCACGCAGUGAAGCAUGGUGGUGGCAGGGUCAUGUUGUGGGGAUUCCUUUCUUAAGCAGAGAAAAGGAAGUUGGUUGGAAAUGAUGGGAAGAUAGAUGGAGCUAAAUACAGGUCAAUAUUGGAAGAAAACCACUUAGAAGCUGCAAAAAAAAAAACAAAAAAAAAAACUGAAGACUGGGGUGAAGGUGCGCCUUAAAGAUUUUGUGGCCUUCAAUGCUAAAAUUCAGUGUGUGCUUAUGCGUGCCAACAGUUGCAACACUUUUAUCUGUUUUUCCAUUCAUCCAAUGCCACUUCCACCCUGCAGGUCAUGCCAUUAUGGCGGAGUCAUCCUCUGCCUGUAAGGAAACUUUGUCAACACCCUUCGCGAGUCAGUGGUAACAUCAUUUCUAACAAACAGCGGCACUGUCAACAACCGCUUCCCCAAUGUGAUGGCCAAAACAUCUACUAUCGCAACUGAAAUUAUGCUAUUGAAGAGCUUUUAUUUUUAUUAUUUAAAUUUGGCAGAAAAGAAAAAAAAAGUUUGUUGCUUUGUUGCCUGGUCUAUAGGUCCUGUCUGAUCUCCACUUGUCACACAUUUAGCCUUCAGUCUGGAAUAAAUCUGUCAGAUUGUUUGUAUUUGAAUAUAUAUAUUAUGUAUCCAAGAUCUUUGAUUGAGGUCUCUUUGUAAAGUACAAUAAAUAAAAGUUAUUCUAUGAGCAAGGA